Bursaphelenchus okinawaensis is the source of this 4477-nucleotide messenger RNA. NCBI's taxonomy places the organism in Eukaryota, Metazoa, Nematoda, Chromadorea, Rhabditida, Aphelenchoididae. The record is from the annotation of a GenBank genome assembly.
AUGAAUUUGGAGGCUGCAAAAGCUGAAGACCUUUCGGUAAGCUAUGACAGUUGACUUCAGAAGACUAGUUAUACUACAAGUUUGCACCAUGUGUAUCUAAAUUUUUAAAUAUUAUAUUACUGUUCUUGCUUUAUAUCUUAUAUUUUUUGUCUUAACAUUCAUUCCAGAGUACUUUAUCUUUCCAUACCGUCGUUUCAGGGUGAGAUGUACCGUCGAUUGUAUAUGACAGAAGAGCUAGAGGCUCUGAAGUUAUCGAAAGCUGAUUCUCGGAUCGUGAACACGGCUUGUGAAGACCUGGUGAAGGCAGCUGAAUACUUUUACAACCAUCCUGUCGAGAAGCCGUCGCUCAGUUUCAUCACAAAAGAGUUCGACUUCAUCGUCAAAAGUGGCAAGGUGGAUAUUUAUGUGGAGAAGUUGGUCGAGUUCUUCAAGAAAGCUUGCGCCAUACAGGUAGUACUAACUUUAAAAUGACAGGUUUUAACAAAAAUUUGUAUUAAUGGUUCUAAACUUGAAUACAACUUGCUUUUUCAAGUAUUUAGACGUCAUAUUGAAAGCUAUUUGUCUACUAUAAUAUAAUUUAAAGAACGUUUCACACCUUAACCUUUCAGCUUAACAACGCCAUAAAAGGUGAUACUUCUCAGCCGUUGGAGUUGAUCACCUUCUUGUGGAAGAACUUACUUCGUUUAGUCAUCUUUGUCCACACCCACUUCUGCCCUCAGGCUUUUCCUGACGUUGAUUUGAGAGAGCGACUGGUCGGUCUGGCCAAAACAGUAUUUGCAAAUCAAGUGCUGGCAUACCCGCUUUUCAGAAACAUUUCUAUUACACACUUUGAAAACACGUAUGUUUGCUGUUUAGUACUGUGCCGGCUUAUAUGGUAAUGACGAUGUUUAUAACUUUUAAAUUUAAAAGACGAUUUGCGAGAACUUGCGUCCGCUGAAAUAAGGGGUGUGCCUUAGAAAUUUUACCCUAUGAUUUUUUUGGAUAAAAUACAUCCUUAGGUAUUCAAAAACAAUUUCCUAAUUUUUUUUUAAAAAAAUACGUUAUAAUGACGGAUUUACUAUGUUGCCUUUGCCGUGCAAUGGUUUUGAAAUUUUGUAUGCAAGAUUAAUUUUUUAUUUUCUAUAUUUUAUCUUAUUAUGUCAAACUUAUAAAAGUGGUCCUAAUACUCCAAAAUGGUAUAUGCAUACAUAAAAUGCACCGUUUCUUAAGAAAAUUACAUUAUCGUUAUGGAUUUUUUUUUCAUAUUCGGAAUCAGCGUAAAAUUCUGCUCUAGACGUCGUCUAGACGGCACUAUUCCCGAUUCUGGAUCGCGCGGUAAAAUUUUCAUGGUCUAACUGGUAGCGCGUUAUCCACCCGACCGAAACCACACGGGUUCGAGUCCGGUCAGAGGACAAGGCCCAAAAAUGGCGGGAAACGAUAAAAUAAAAACAAAAAAUAAAAUAAACGUAAGAUUAAGGUAAAACUAAACUUGUAAUACCAAAAUAAAAGUGUUUUAUUAAUAUUUUUAUAUUUUUACUGUUAUAAUGUCUGAUAAAAAACUUUUUUUCAAAUUUGGACAAGUUGAAAGAUAAACUAUCCCACCUACCAUAAUCUAUCCUAUCUAUUAUACCAUAACUUAUCCUAUUUACCAUACCACCAAACCCUACAAUACCCUAACAUAUAAUACUAUAUCACCCAACAUAGUAAAUCCGUCAUUAUGACGUAUUUUUUAAAAAAAAAUUUAGUAAAGUGUUUUUGAACACCUAAGUAUGUAUUUUAUUCGAAAAAAUCAUAGGGUAAAAUUUCUAAGGCAACCGCCGAUUCAAACUCUCGCGAAUCGUCUUUUAAAAAUAAUACUGUAGUUUAGUAUACACUACCCUUAGGAUAUUGUAAAGUGAAUGAAAGUACUGAUUAUUAAAAUUUUUCAGUGUGAAUGUGCAUAAAUCAGCCAAAGCCUUAAACCAGAUUUCGCCAGUCUUCUUUACUACGUAUCUGCAAGAGAUACCAUUGGAUUACAACAAGAAUGUCGCCGAGAUGGCAGAGUCUUCCAUGCAUCCGAGAAAGUACACUCAGAAGAUCGUACAGUGGCUUGAAGACGAGAUGAAGGCUGCCAGGAAGAUGGACUUCACGCAAGGUCAACUAGAACACUUCAAAAAGGUAUCAUGAGUAAUAUUUUAUGCAGAAACAGUACCAAAGCUAUUAUUUUGUUGCAAGGAUCUUUGCAAGGACAUUUUUAUAAGUAUUGCAUCUUUCAGUUCUUGUAUAACACAUUUGUCGCUGGAUAUCUGACAGGAUUGCUGAAGAAAGACAACAGCUUCGAUAUUGUACUUGAACAUCUGGAUUGUGCAGGUAAAAUAAAGCCAUAUAAACAAAAGUAAUGUAUUUGUAGUGUUUGGAGUAUGGUUUAAUUUGUUCAAUAGAGUUGAGAACGGUCUGGACCAGUUGAUGGCAUUGUUGACCGAUUACAUGACCAGAAAAGCUCAGUUUUUCGCUGAAAAAAGAGGAAAAACUGAGAAAAGCUCGCUUCCGACCAUCACUAUUAGGGUAAGGUGCCGCGGUAUGCCGUUUUUGACCAAUUUUUAAAGUUAAGAAGAAGUAAAGACAAUUAUAAACUUUUUUUAAUUUCAUUUUUCCAUUUUUUUACUGUAUAAAAGGACAUACAAGUAUUCUGCAGCCUGCACAACAUAGGGCGCACAUUGUUUUCUUUCAGGAUCUGAUCUCGUUCAAGAAUGUUAUCGACCAAGUCCAGACGGAAUGCUGCAAAGGCGAUUCGGCCUUCCAAAGCAGAAUCCAAUCGGAAUUGCAUCGUGUCUUUACUUCUGUCACGAAAUUCGCUGAAUUCUUGGUAAUUUACUUUGACAUUGAGCUGCGACAAAACAAGGUGGACCAGAUCGACAAUGUUUUGGGACUGGUACACUAUGUGAGCAACAAGGAUGAUUUCGAGAAGUAAGUUUGGUGUUUUUAUAUUGUUUUAGUGGUAUUUUCUUGCAUGAAAAGAUUCAUGUUUAAGUGAAUUGGCAUAUUGUUUUAGAUUGUACAAGAUUUACCUUGGCAGACGGCUGGUAGCGAUCAAUGGUUACAACAUGGACUUGGAGAAGGUUGUAAUUGACUCCUUGAAGGUUGGUUUUACUUGUGUUUAGAGACAGGAGUGGUUAAAACACAUUUUAGACUAAAGUUAUAUUGUUUUAGGUAGAGUUUGGCAACGCGUACACGAGAAAGAUGGAGAAGAUGUUUGCUGAUGUAGCGACAUCUGCGGAUUUGGUUAAGGAGUAUGGUGCACAAAUGGGUAUGGUACCAGAGUCUGGAGCUCUCGACCUGAAGUCUGGUCUCUCCUUUUCGAUUAAUGUCAUAACUCCUGGCUUCUGGCCUCAGAUGAACUCUCUGGCACCGUGUAGACUUUCACAAAAGUUGGCUUCAGCGUUCCACUCUUUUGAAACAUUCUACACGACUAAGUAUCCCACCAGGAAGCUGGGGCUGAUAAUAUACAGUGGAUAUGUUGUGAUUGAGGCCAGAUUCUAUGGCCCUGAGGCGAUUGAAGUCACUAAAAGGAAGAUUCAGCAGGUACGGAGGGGCCUUGGGGUGGUUUACAGAUGGGACGUUAUAAGAUGUAUCAUAUUAUAAUAUAAAAUUGGUGUAAACUGAGUUGAUAGUGAUUAAAUUUUGUUUUAGAAGGACGAUGCGCAUCAUCAGAACGUUGGUCAGUUCUCGUCCAAGAAGCUGGUUUGCACCCCAGUCCAGUGUGCCAUUCUGGACCUGUUCAACUCGUGUUCGUACAUUGAUUCUAAUGUCAGUUAGGUUUACAAAGUUACAAUAUAAAAGUCAAGAUAUACUGUAAUUUUAUAUUUUUUCAAAGUAUACUGUAAUAGUGAGGACUUCAAGGUAUACUGUAACUUUAUAAUUUUUCAGUGUAUACUGUAAUUUGUAUUUUAGAAAGUCAAGUCCAUGGGCGACAACGAGCUGAGAAAGGGAAUUCCGUCGCUAGUCCGAGCCAAGAUCCUGGUCAAAGAGGUGGUGGUGGACGAGAAUAACAACGAGAAGGAGGUAUUCUACGUGAACGACACCUUCACUCACAAGAAGGGCACCAUCAACUUGACCAAGGACUCAAGGGCUGACGAGGCCAAAAACAAGAAGAUCGAUGUCGCGGUAAGAGACUUGACCAUGAGGGACUUGACCUUGUUUUAGCUAUUUUGAAUGACUACUAUAAGGUACCAAAUAAUGAUAACUGAUUUUGUUGCAACUUCUCAUUAUUGUCGCAGACUUAUAUUUUCAUUUCUAGAAGAUUAACCAAGCUUGUCGCAACCUUGUCGACGCCGCUGUCGUCAGGCUGAUGAAGCUUCAGAAGUCGAUGCUCCACGAUGAACUGAAGCAGGAAGUUGUCGCCGCUCUGGAUCGACCGGUCGAAGAGAAACUGUUCAAGAAGUCCAUCGAGAACCUGAUCGACCAUCACUACUUGAGUCGCGACACUAACAACAUAAAACUCUAUACUUAUGUCGAAUAA